This is a messenger RNA of Camellia sinensis, 808 nucleotides long. Lineage: Eukaryota; Viridiplantae; Streptophyta; Magnoliopsida; Ericales; Theaceae. The record is from RefSeq and is a predicted model, not a curated record.
UUGUUUUUCUUGUUUUGGGGUUGUGUUGCAAAGAUGAAUGAUCCAAAGUAUGCUUAUCCGUACCCUCCUCCUCGUCUUGAUGCCCCGCCUGAACCAGUAAUUCCAUCUGGAUCGACGGACUUGGGCGGUUUUCCAGCCUCCAACACGACCCAAGAACACUUGGGAGCCCAAGUUCCGCCGCCUUCUGAAUCAAUGAUUCAAAUUCUCAAUCAUUUUGAUGCAGCUGCUGCCACCACCGCCGAGCCUUCUAAAUCAGUAGCCCAAGCUCCUCCUCCUCCUCGUCUUGAUGCCCCACCUGAACCAGUUAUUCCACGCAAUGCUCAGCAACAAGACCUAGAAUUGCCAAAGCUAGUUGUAGCGUUCUGCUUGACAGCAACUUUUGAAAUCACCUUCCGAUCCAUCUAGACUCGUAAACACUACCCUAUAACCUUCCAAUUGCAGGGUCCCUUAAUGGUGUUUACACUCGCUUUUCUCGUUGUUGCUAAAUACAUCGUUGCCAAUUACCCAAAACCAAGCCGCUUGCUUGAGCACGCUGGACUACUUUAUGGAGUUACCGCUUUCUUUGUGGCCAUCACCGUCUCUUUCCCCCUCUGCCUCAAACUCAUUUCCUGGAUCGUAUAUGCUCUUUUGCUUGCCAUUUCCAUCUGCUAAAUACAUUGUUGCCAACUACCCAAAACCAGGCUGCUUGCUUGAGCACGCUGGACUACUCUGUGGAGUUACUGCUUUCUUUGUGGCCAUCACCGUCUCUUUCCCCCUCUGCCUCAAGCUCAUUUCCUGGAUCGUGUAUGCUCUUUCAUUGCUUGCCAUU